GUGUUUAUGUUAUUUGCAAAAUAACGUGAAAGUUGGUUGGAGAUUAUUAGAUACAGCUGAAAAAUAAAUUCAUUUUUGUUAACAGGCAACAAACUGCAGUCCCUGUGAGGCUAUACGCGUUGAGGAAAUGGCAGUUUCCGACCGUCCCUCUUUGAAGGCUACAGGUCCAUUAUUGCUUCAUCCAUUCCAAAGCGGAUAAAUGUUUUCACUGCCGAUGUGUAUUGAGCAUGCAGAUUCCAUUAAAAACCCUUUCAAGAAGACCUGAGGCCGCUCCACCGUCCCAGGUGUGAUACCUUCACACCUCCACCGGCCUGCAGACGUCUGAAGUUGCUGCACGGCCGCUGCAGUGCCAGCCGGCACUGAUGGUUGCCCCAUUCACACAUACAGGAAGCACCACCUUUGAUCGAGGGGGGAUUUAACCCCAGGCAGGGUGCAGGUCUCAAACACAGUCAGUCUAGCAAUACGUCGAGGAGCAUGUCUUCAGUUCAUGGGAAUAUGCACGUCGGGGAUCUGAAUCAUUUCCAGGUGUAUCAUGAAGGAGCUCUGCAGAUGAACGGCAUGGUGAACUCAGAUUUCGGGACGUCAGAUGUUACAAACUAUUUCAGCUCUGCAAACUCUGUCCCAAGGGCGGAUAAAUGCGUGGCAAUACUGACUCACAGGAGGAAGAGGACCAACUUCACCCAGCAGCAGAUUGAGGUGCUGGAGAAAGUUUACACAGACACUAAAUACCCUGACAUCUACUUACGGGAGAGACUCGAGGCUUUGACCGGACUACCUGAGUCCAGAAUUCAGGUGUGGUUUCAGAACAGGAGGGCAAAGUCUCGUCGCCAAGUUGGCUCAUCAGUGUCCUCGAAGGUCGCCAACCCACCAGCAGCUGGCCCGUUCAGCCAGCUCCAGAGCAGGAUGGGCCCAGAGAAAGUUUAUGGCAACAAUCAUGGAGCUGAGGCACACAGAAUAGGAGGCUUUGGCCUGGAGGACAGUUUCAGGGCUACGAUGCACCAAAACACGGAUGAUGCUCACAGAACCAGCAUACCCACCAAGCCCGCCGGUUACGAGCACACGGCCUGCAUCUACGACAAGGAGGGAACCAGAGUGAAGCCCGAGCAGAUGCAACGACACGAGCUGAGCGUCAAUGUCCCAUGCUGUAACGUCCAUCUGUAUCCAAAGGGGAACGAAUAUCACUCCAAGAUCGAAGCAAACAUGACUGGAAAUCAGGGUCCAAAGGUUCUGGUGGAAUAUGACAACUUCCCACCUAACAAGACUAUUGGACCAGAGAUGAAAGUUGUGAUUCCUCCCAUCCCGGCCCAGAUUAACUUCAGCAGGUCAUCACCAAAGGAUAACGGAGGCCAAAUCCAGUAUCCGCGCCUGAGGGCCAAGGGGGACGGGUUCAGUCACUUCUCCCCGAUCCACGCCACUGAGGCACAGGACUUUACCGACUCAGACUCUGACUGGGAAAACGAGGCCAUGGUUGGCUUCGGUGGUUUCAUGUGAGAGAACAAUUGAGAGCUGAUAUAAAAAAAGCUACAUGUAUCAUAAGAGGCAAUAUACAGUUGUUUGUUUGCAUAAAAGGAAAAAUUGUAUUUAUUGUAAAAUAGUAAUAAAACUGUU
Scatophagus argus is the source of this 1608-nucleotide messenger RNA. It is a transcript of the gene mixl1, whose product is annotated as Mix paired-like homeobox. The record is from RefSeq and is a predicted model, not a curated record. The transcript has 4 exons. Gene Ontology annotation, molecular function: RNA polymerase II cis-regulatory region sequence-specific DNA binding; DNA-binding transcription activator activity, RNA polymerase II-specific. NCBI's taxonomy places the organism in Eukaryota, Metazoa, Chordata, Actinopteri, Scatophagidae. The coding region runs from base 475 to 1491 and encodes 338 amino acids. Gene Ontology annotation, biological process: endoderm formation; endoderm development; regulation of transcription by RNA polymerase II.